GCCGUAGGGGGCACAGAUAUUCAGGUAUUGCAACGAAAACAGAAUCGACGCAGACGCGCGAGCGAGCCAUACUUGCUCGUCAUAAUGAGUGCGUUGUGUUGAGAUACCCGUCCCCUAGUGUUUACAAUUUUCCUUGACAAAACUAAUCAGUGUUAUGAUUGCACAUUGUUGGAAAAUAUUUGUGAAAAUAGUACAGUGAUCAUUCGAUUUCCAAAUUGUUUUAUUCGAAAUUAUUCGUGAUACAGAUAUAUGAGAGGCUCAGUGUAAGUAAAUACACUCAGUUGUAUUUCCCUGUGUUACUUCAAACUUGUGUCUUGUUACGAAAAUGGCGAAUCUUACAAAUCGCCGAUAUUCUUAUGGAAAUUUUGUAUAUAUCUAUAUGGAUAACAAAAAGUGAAACUAUUCUACGAUUCUAAUGUGGAAGAACUUUAUCGGGGCCAAGUAAGGAAAAAAUUUCGGAUAGUCAAAGAUGGAUGCAACAAUUGAGAGAGAGUGCAGUGCUUUGGGUGGCCUCUUUCAACAGAUUAUAACUGACAUGAAGAAUGGAGCACCAUUAUGGGAAGAUUUGAUUUCAAAAGCAACCAAAUUACAUUCUUGUCUAAGGGCUGCUAUUUUAGCUAUUUCUGCAUAUCUUGAAACCUUUCAAAAAAUUGCUGAUGCUGCAACUAGUGCAAGAGGUGCAACAAAAGAAAUUGGAACUGCUUUAACCCGGAUAUGCCUUAGACAUAAAGCAGUAGAAACACGUAUGAAAUCAUUUACUAGUGCUAUUAUGGAUUGCUUGGUGUUGCCUCUUCAAGAAAAAUUAGAAGAUUGGAAAAAAUCUUUAAUAAAUUUAGAUAAAGAACAUGCUAAAGAAUAUAAAAAAGCAAAAGCAGAAUUAAGAAAGCGAUCUACUGAUACAUUACGUUUGCAAAAGAAAAAAGCACGAAAAGGUCAUCAUUUACAAGGACAGUCACAAGGACAUGGAACAUUAUCAAGUGAUAUUGAAUUGAAUCGAAUGCUAGAAUCUUCAGCUGCUGUUGUUCAAGAAAAACGGUUAAGUUUAGAAGAAACGGAAAGAAAAGCCGUUCGUGCGGCUUUACUCGAAGAAAGGGGCAGAUAUUGUCUUCUUGCCAGAUUUUUGAAACCAGUACUUGAUGAAGAAAUUGCAAUGCUAAUGGAACUGACACACUUGCAAGAGGUUUCUGAUCAAUUACAACGACAUGCAGCCUCUCCACAUCAUUUACCUCCUGCAUCAGAGCAAGUGAUAACAGAUAUAAAAGGUUGCGAUGUAACACAGUGGUCACUUGCUACACCACCCUCAAGUCCUUCUCUGUCACUUGGGUCAAGGAAAAGUUCAAUGUGUUCAAUUAGUUCUUUGACUAGUAGCAGCAGUGGUUCUUGUAAAAGUCAUCCAAGUCCAUCUGGACACCCUUGGCACAGAUCACUUUCUCAGUCUGUCGGUGUCAGGCCCUCCAGCAUCAACGGUAUGAUGACACUACGCCACUUGGUAAAUGGUAGUUCCCGUGACUCUGGCUUCACUUCUCAGGACACGUUAUACACACAACCAAUCUCUGAACAUCAGGUAUCAAAUGUGUCUUCUCAAACUAAUCAAAAUACUGGUUGUACUACAACAAGACCUGUAACUACUGCUACUUGGCCUGACUUGCAGGAAACAUCAGUUCAGUAUGAUAGACAAAAUCAAAACACAAUCAACGAACGGCCGCACACGAUCUCUUCUGCUUAUGAAAAAGGCCACCAAAGACCAGCACUCAGUGUCUACACAUUCCAAGCUCCAGAUAAUAGUGGCUGUUGUCAUAGUCAACCCGCUUCUCCAGUUUCUUCUUCCUCUUCAUGUUCUUCCUCUAAUCAACAAGCAUCCAGAGUACAAUUGCGUAGAAAUAAUGGUAGUCAUCGCCCUCCUAUACCAAACAGAUGUUCCAGUUUAGAGCGACCAACAGUUCCAGUAAAAAAUGAACCUCCUGGAAGUCCUAGAGGGAAACCUAAGUUACCACUUCCAGCACAUUUAGCAAAAGAAUUAGCAACUCAUCAACUUCAACAACCAAUGUAUGUGAACAUGCACGAAUUAGCAAAUUUAGCUGCAAGUCGCGCUCAAGAGAUGCAGUUACCUUUACCACCACCUCCUGCUUCAUUAUCAGCACCAGGAACUGAAAAGACUGAAAUUACGGAAAAAGAUGGUGGAAGUCAAACAUCAGAAUCUAGUAUCGAAUCUAGCAGUGGAUAUGGAAGUCAAACUACUAUACCGCAUUCUCAUUCACUCCAUAAUCCAAGUGAGAAUACAUGGAAUGUACCUGGUGCUGUAUCUACUUUAACGGUCCGUAGAGGAUCGAUGCAGCAAGUGAAUAAACCUCCACCACCAACAAGACGAACGUCUACUAUUAUAACUGCCACAUUCAAUAAUCCAUCAGCAGGUUCUAACGAUGAACGCACUGAUAAUACUUGCGACGAAACUGAAAAUCUUCCUCCCCCGCCAGCGUUUUUGUUAGAAGGUUCUUCACCUACAGCUAGUCCGACUCCUCAACGAUCUAUCUCAGUGUCGGAAACAGUAAGGACUCUUACAGAGUUACGUCAUACACCUGCUAGUCCAUCUCUUUUACGGAAGGCUACAGGACAAGCACAGUCGCAUAACAAUGCGUCUGCUACAUUACCGCAUAAUGCUGUGUUGCAAGUAACUCGAUCAUCUGUUGAACGUUCGUGUGCAGCCAUUCGUUCAGCUUCUCUAGAACGUAAUUCAAAUACUACGCAAAUAACUACUGUCAAUACAGGUGUAAAUAUUCAAGGGCAAGGUCCGGGAGGGGUUGGUCAAAGUUUUAUGGCGGUUCUCAGUGCUAAGCUUAUUAACAGUACAGGUAAUAAUGCCACAAGUGGUAACAAUACGAAUAGUAGUCCCAAAUCUUCCAGAAAGCACUCCAUUGAACAACAGAUAAGUAAAAAUUCUAAAACACCAUCUGGUUUUCUCGAGACUUUGAAUGCUAAAUUAGCGCAACAACAGCAAAACUUGCAAGGAAAUAAUACAACGAGUAGAUCCGCAAGCGUAAGACGCAUGAUGGGUAAUCGUGUACCCAUUAUGGAUCCCUUACAAGUCAGGGAUUCUCUCAUGGAUCAAAUACGAAAAGGUACCUCUUUAAGGAAAACCAGUGGUCCCAUUAACGAUCGUUCAGCACCUAAAAUUUAUUGAGUAUUAUAAUACGGAUGUUCGUACAAGUUCCUUUGUUAUUUCUGAUGCAUCUGAUAUUUGCGACCGUUGUAAAAAUCGCAACACGCAUUAUCAAGUCUGAACAAUAACGUGUUUACAUCGCCAAAUAAAAUUGCGUUUAUCACGCGUAUAUAUGUACCUUUACGAACGUACAUUUGGUAAUUGAUAAUCAGUUAGACUGACUUCUUUGCAUUUCGGUGCACUGAUGUAAAAUUCAAAGAGUAAAGCAAAUUUUUUACCUGAAUUCGUUAAUAUCGUGUUUAGUUUGAUUAAAAUUGUGUAGGAAAGGCAAGCUCUAUAUUAAAUCCAUCUUUAAUUUAUAUUUCACAAUGCGUGUCAUAAUAUAUAUAAUAUAUACAUAUAUAUUAAUUCAGUGCAAAGAUAAAACGACGUAUCUUGUUUAAUUAGAGAGCCCAAUUUUAUCGUACACGUACUUUAUAAUUUAAAAUAAUAAGAUUUAAAUAAUAUAUUUAUAAACUAAAGUAGUAUAUUUACAUAUUAUUGCAACUUUAAGUUUUAACUUAAGUUGAUGUUUGAUACUAAUGCCUGAUGCUUGCCAGUACUAUGGAAAACCUGACUGACUGAAUCAUAUUUUAGUAGGAAUUUAAUACUUUAUAUUUUAAUUUAAAGAAGAAAUACAAAAUCUGCAUAUAUAAUUUAAUAUAGAGCUCGUGUCUUAAUAUAUUAUUAUUUUACAUGUAGUGAUUAAUUUUACCUGUAUUGUCUGUCUUUCAUUUUCUUGUAUGAAGCGCACAAACACAAUUGUCAUUUUUAUUUCAGACUAUUUUUAUUUCCUACUCAGUAUCGUGUUCCAUGCGAGCACAGGUUCUAAUAGUAGCAUUUGUCAACCAAUAUAAUACUGUUUGGUAUGACAAAAUUGAACGUAAAUGUAUGUGAGUAUUACUGCCCAGGUAGAACUUAAUUUUAGAAUUAGUUUUUAUAUUGGCCCGAUUCCAUCGAGAUUUAUAUCUUUAAUAUUUAUUCAAUAUCGAUAUACAAUAAUAUUGUAUUUUCCAGACUACAGUAUUACUGCAUUAUUUUUUGUGUUUGAACAAUUCGUAAGUUAAUUUUACCACACUUGAAAGUUUUUGUAUUAACUUAGUGUAGAUUUCUUUAGAUUAUACCAAUUGUCUUUUACACAUACCGCCUUCUUGCUAGAGAAGUGACACUUUUAAAAAAUCCUUAAUUUCGAUAUGUUUGUAAAAAUUCCCCAACUUUUUUUUAAUAUUAAACGAUAUAUAUGAAUAAUAUUUUAUAAAAAAUGUUAGAAAUUAUUAGUUAAAUUACAACAAAAUUAUUAAAUUGGUAAAUAAUUACUAAAUUGUUCAAUAAUUAAUAAUCUUCCAUUUCAAAGAUUCUAUUUUAUUUUUAUUAACUGUGGAUCACUUUUCUAGCAAACUGAUGAUAACAACUUAGUCCUAGUUUUAAAACGUAUCCAUAUUUCGGAAUACAAUGGAUUUGUAUUUAGAAUACUUCGCGAUUGCAAUGUCUGUCUCUUGCAUAUUGAUUCUACAUAUCCGAAUUUUUGUAUCACUGUGUUUUUUGACAUUAGGGUAAGUAUUGUACAAUACUGUUUUAUAAUAUCGAUAUCUACGAAGUUAGGAGAGCUGUUGAGAUAUGUGCAUUUACUAUUUACUCGAGCAUUUACUGCCAACGUGUUCGACCAAUAUUCUCGUAAAUAUUGAGUCAACAUUUCGUCACAGUACUUGUGUUCUGCCUGGGCAAUGCUGUUCCAAUAUCGCAUAUUUCGUAAGAGCCUCCAGUCCAACGACCGUGUCUUGAGUGGACGUAAAUCCACCUUCGGCGUUUCUUUGCUUCGAUAUCCAGCGAACAGCUUUCAAGGC
Bombus pascuorum is the source of this 5040-nucleotide messenger RNA. RefSeq names its product protein MTSS 2. Gene Ontology annotation, cellular component: cytoplasmic side of plasma membrane; actin cytoskeleton. Bases 470 to 3178 code for a protein of 902 amino acids. The transcript is spliced from 14 exons. The record is from RefSeq and is a predicted model, not a curated record. Gene Ontology annotation, molecular function: actin binding; phospholipid binding. Gene Ontology annotation, biological process: cell projection assembly; plasma membrane organization. Lineage: Eukaryota; Metazoa; Arthropoda; Insecta; Hymenoptera; Apidae.